Canariomyces notabilis is the source of this 1203-nucleotide messenger RNA. RefSeq names its product FMN-linked oxidoreductase. Gene Ontology annotation, molecular function: dihydroorotate dehydrogenase activity. The transcript has 2 exons. The coding region runs from base 1 to 1203 and encodes 400 amino acids. Gene Ontology annotation, biological process: 'de novo' pyrimidine nucleobase biosynthetic process; pyrimidine nucleotide biosynthetic process. The record is from RefSeq and is a predicted model, not a curated record. Gene Ontology annotation, cellular component: cytoplasm. Lineage: Eukaryota; Fungi; Ascomycota; Sordariomycetes; Sordariales; Chaetomiaceae.
AUGGCGGAACUACCCCCCAAGCUAAAGAUCCACCCACCUUUGAUCAACUCAGCCAGCCCCUGGGCCACAACGCUUGAUGACCUGAGGCGCCUCUACGCGUGCCCCUCUACAGGCGCAGUUACCACACGGACGUCACUUAUCCAAGGCUUUGACCACGACACAUCCAAACAUCAGUACAUCUUCUUCGAGCCAUCCACCCACACGGCAUCAACGGACUGUACCACUCCUGGCUCCUCCACCCCACCCACCGCCAGCCUCAACUCGCUUGGCUACAGUCCGCUCCCUCUAGAGACCUACCUUUCUUUCAUAAGUACCAUCUCAGCCGAACAGGAACCCCCAACAGGCACAGACAAAUUCAGCAGCAAAGGCUUCAUCGUCUCCGUCACCGGCAGCCCGGACGACAUCGCGGCGAGUUACAAACUCAUCGCCUCUGCCGCACGGCACACCCACCUGCCGUUGGCCAUGGAGAUCAACCUCAGCUGCCCCAACAUCCCGGGCCGCCCGCCCCCAGCCUACUCGCGGGAUGCCCUGGCUACGUACCUUGCGGCGCUACAACACACGCUUGUUACUACUGCUCCCACAACUGAUACUACUACGGUAGAGCCGAGAGGCGAUUCGGAGUCAGCAAACAAAGACAGGGACAGAAACAGCCUGCCGCGCAUCCCCGUCGGGCUGAAGACGCCGCCUUACACCCACGCCACCGAGUACGAGGCGCUGAUGGACGCGCUGGAGGCGGCCGCGGCAGCUAAUGGGGGCGCGUGCCCCGUUAGCUUUCUCACCGCGACCAACACGCUCGGGUCAUGUCUCGUAUUAGCGGGGGACGAGGCCAAGGCUAAGGCCAAGGUUACCGAAUCGCGGCAGCCGAAGUGCGACGCUGGGGAAGAGGAGGAGGAGGAGCGGCUAAGUACGCUGGGGCACAAGGCGUUCGCGCUGCCAGGUCCCGGGCUCGGCGGCAUGGCGGGCGCGCCGCUGCAUCCCCUCGCCCUGGGCAACGUGUGCACCCUCCGCCGCAUGCUGGAUCAGCGCGGGGAGAAGUUGGGCUGCCAUGUGCAGCUGGUUGGCGUCGGCGGAGUGCUCGAUGCCCAGGCCUAUCGCAGGAUGAGGGCCGUGGGGGCCGACGUGGUGGGUGUUGCGACUGGGUUGGGGUUGAAAGGGGUGGGUGUUUUUGGGGAGAUUCAAGACGGUUUGGGAGGGCGCUGGUAG